AUGGCGUUGCUUCCUCGUGCUGCCCGCCCGGCAAUGGCCGCUCUCAACUCGGCUGCCCGUGCCGGCUUCCACUCGUCCGCCGCUCAGGCCGCCCCGCUUCGUGAGAUCGAGCAACGUGUCAAGUCGGUGAGGAACAUCGAGAAGAUCACAAAGUCGAUGAAGAUGAUUGCUUCCACCAAGCUCAACAAGGCUCAGCGUGCCAUGGCUGCUGCCAAGGCUUACGGUCAGGCCAACAACGAGAUCUUCACCAACUCGGAGACCGUCGCACCCGAAGGCGGUCGUCAGCUCUUUGUUGUUGUCUCUUCCGACAAGGGUCUCUGCGGUGGUAUCCACUCGUCUGUCACCAAGCGCACCAAGGCCGAAUUCAAGAAGCUUGGCGAGAAGCUCGGCGAGGACGCUUCCCAGGCUCCUGCUGUCGUCGUCCUCGGAGAAAAGUCCAAGGCGCAACUUGGGCGUGCUCUUCCCACCAACCUCGCACUCUCUUUCAACCAGAUCGGCAAAGACGUCCCCACCUUUGCCGACGCUACUGCCAUUGCUGACCAGAUCAUCAAGUCUGGCAUCAAGUUUGACAAGGUCAACCUGAUCUACAACAAGUACGUUUCUGCUCUCUCCUUCGAGUCGGAUGUUCUGGAGGUCUUCUCGGAAGAUGCUCUUCGCAAUGCUCCUCAGUUCAAGCUGUACGAGCAGGAGGAUGAUGUCACCAGGGACUUGGCCGAAUUCGCUUUUGCCAAUGCCAUCUAUGCUGCUCUCGUCGAGGGUCACGCUUCCGAGAUCAACUCGAGGCGUAACGCUAUGGACAAUGCUUCCAAGAAUGCAGGUGACAUGAUUUCCUCACUCAACAUGCUCUACAACCGUGGACGACAGGCGGCUAUCACCAACGACUUGGUCGACAUUAUCACUGGUGCUUCUGCUCUCUAA
Molecule: messenger RNA, 918 nt
Organism: Ustilago hordei
Lineage: Eukaryota; Fungi; Basidiomycota; Ustilaginomycetes; Ustilaginales; Ustilaginaceae
Product: putative ATP3 - F1F0-ATPase complex, F1 gamma subunit
Exons: 3
Coding region: 1-918 (305 amino acids)
Biological process (GO): proton motive force-driven ATP synthesis
Molecular function (GO): proton-transporting ATP synthase activity, rotational mechanism
Source: RefSeq, a predicted model, not a curated record